Molecule: messenger RNA, 3155 nt
Organism: Pogona vitticeps (central bearded dragon)
Lineage: Eukaryota; Metazoa; Chordata; Lepidosauria; Squamata; Agamidae
Source: RefSeq, a predicted model, not a curated record
UUCCUUCUGGUGUGGUCCUGGAAAAAAGGGAAUUCAUUUAACAGAAGAUGGAACAGCCACCGCCUCUUCACCUUCUCCCUGCUCCAGGUUUGUAAAGAAACUCAUGGACCCUUUUUUCCGGGAGAGAAACCCAAGCUCUUCAUCCGGUUCCGUCUUUUGAUGCCCCCGAAGUCGUGGCGUGACACUGCUGGCCUUUUGUCUGGUCCUAUAUGAACGGCGUGGAGCAGGCCCACUCUGAUGCCCACCUCGUGAGCCAUGGUGGCGCCAAGACCCCGGCCGGCCCACCCAGCCCUUUCGCCCAGGUAGCCAUGAACAGCUGCCGCUACAACGGAGGCGUCGUCCGGCCGCUCGGCAGCCUCAGCGCCUCCCGCCGCCACCUCCACGAGCCGGAGGCCGAGACCCAGCCCCUCCAGACCUUCCGGGAUUCGGGCCUGGAGGUGGUGGUUUCGAACUCGGAGCGGGGGGGCAAAGCGCCGCCGGACGGCUCUGGGGACCCCGAGGCAGAGGAGGGCCAGCCUCCUCACCGGCACAAGCGGAACCAGAACAUUGGCUACCGGCUGGGCCACCGCCGGGCCCUCUUUGAGAAGCGGAAGCGCCUGAGUGACUACGCCCUCAUUUUCGGCAUGUUCGGCAUCGUGGUCAUGGUGACCGAGACGGAGCUGUCCUGGGGGGUCUACACAAAGGAAUCAUCCUACUCGUUUGCUCUGAAAUGCCUCAUCAGCCUCUCCACCAUGAUCCUGCUGGGGCUGAUCAUCAUGUACCAUGCGCGGGAGAUCCAGCUCUUCAUGGUGGACAACGGGGCGGACGACUGGCGGAUCGCCAUGACCUACGAGCGCAUCUUCUUCAUCACCCUGGAGCUGGUGGUCUGUGCCAUCCACCCCAUCCCGGGCCAGUACUUCUUCACCUGGACCACCCGCCUGGCCUUCACCUACGCCACCUCGGAGGCCAACACGGACGUGGACAUCAUCCUUUCCAUCCCCAUGUUCCUGCGCCUCUACCUGAUCGGGCGCGUCAUGCUGCUCCACAGCAAGCUCUUCACCGACGCCUCCUCGCGCAGCAUCGGGGCCCUCAACAAGAUCAACUUCAACACCCGCUUUGUCAUGAAGACUCUGAUGACCAUCUGCCCCGGCACCGUCCUCUUGGUCUUCAGCAUCUCCUCCUGGAUCAUUGCCGCCUGGACGGUGCGCGUCUGUGAGAGGGACAAACUGUACCAUGACAAGCAGGAUGUGACCAGCAACUUCUUAGGUGCUAUGUGGCUCAUUUCCAUCACCUUCCUCUCCAUCGGCUAUGGGGAUAUGGUGCCCCACACGUACUGCGGGAAGGGGGUCUGCUUGCUGACGGGCAUUAUGGGUGCCGGCUGCACGGCCCUCGUGGUGGCUGUCGUGGCCCGGAAGCUUGAACUCACCAAAGCCGAAAAGCACGUCCACAAUUUCAUGAUGGACACGCAGCUGACCAAGCGGGUGAAAAAUUCGGCCGCCAACGUACUCAGGGAAACGUGGCUGAUCUACAAGCACACUAAGCUGGUGAAGAAGGUGGAUUACGCGAAAGUGCGGAAACACCAGCGUAAGUUCCUUCAAGCCAUUCACCAGUUGAGGAGCGUGAAGAUGGAGCAGCGGAAACUGAGCGAUCAGGCCAACACGUUGGUGGAUUUAUCCAAGACGCAGAAUGUCAUGUACGACAUGGUAUCCGAGCUGCAGGAGCGGAACGAGGACCUGGAGAAACGGAUCAGCGUCUUAGAGAGCAAGAUCGACCUUCUAGGCCUCACCCUGCACGCCCUGCCAGGCCUGGUCAGCCAAGCCAUCCGCCAGCAGCACCGGGCCCUCGCCCGCGCCUGCGGCGGCACCCCGAACAGCUCUGAACGCUCCUCGUGGACCCCCGCCCGGCGGGGGAAAUCCCCGUCCACCGCUCCCCCCACAUCCUCGGACAGCGGGUGACGGCGACCGGGGCGGGGGACCCACCUCCCCGCCAGGCGCGCGCGUGUCAUGUUUAUGGCCAUUGUGUGGCCGAUCUCCCCACCGCCGCCCCCCCAGUCCCACGUCGGAGCUUUUUUUAUGGAAAGCCCUGUACAGUUACACACACACACCCUGCGCCUUCCUGGCGUGGAGACGACACAAACUGUUUUCUGGACCCCGCAACUGGGGGCGGGGCGGAGGACGACGGACCCCAAUUCCGAUUUCACGUUAAACAAAGCCAUUUUUUCAGGACGGGUCGGGAGUGGGGAGGGGGCUGUGUAAAAACCAUGCAAAUCCAUGAUGAGGAUGAUGGAGAAGGGGUUUGGGGGCUUUUUUUGAAGGGGGGCGGAGUAUGGAUCCAUAGCACUGUAUCCUUAUUUUAGGGCAGAAACAAGGGCCUUUUUUUUAUUGUGAAGAUAUUUAAAACCGAAGCACUGUUCAUUCUAGCACUGGAGAGGGGAAAAACAUAUUUCUCUUUUUUCCCUUCUCUCUCUUUCUUUAUCCCACCCCCAGUACUAGGGGGGACAUCAUUUUUAGAAUAGGAAACAAUCUUGAGAUGAUAUUGCCAGUCACAGCCGGGACGCGGGAUUGAAUGUUCUAAUGAGCCAUAUUGGUGUUUGUCUUUCACUGUUUUUUUUUAAAAGGAUGUGUUGUGGUGGGAGGGGACCCCGGCACCCUUCAAAAGCAGUAGCAAUUUGUUUUUUUUUGGGGGGGGCAGGGUGUCCCGGGCAUGUGUUGUUCUUGUUGUCAUAGACUCAAGAGACAAAUUGCAUUGGCUCGGCAUGAUAGACAUCACAGGUUCUGGCCAAUAGGUGCCUGCCGCUCGCAGUGUUUCUCUCCGGAUCACCUGCUCCGAGGGGGUGCUACCGUGGGGUAUUCUGUCUUCUGGGAGGAGCAAAGAGUUUUGAAGGACUGAUUUGGGGGGCUCGUUUUGGGUGGAGGGGUGACCCGUGGCUGGCGGAGCAGAAUCUUGUCAAGAAGGUCACUGGAAUCAUGGAUGCUAAAACCAGCGCACAACCCCUUUCACCCAGCGACUUGAGUGGUCUUGAGUUGUAGCCACUAAGAGACGGAAGAGGAGUUUGUGGGGAACUUGGUUCAGUUGGCCAAUUUCUUUUUUAAAGAGAAAAAAAAACAUUCCUUUUUUUCCUUUUUUUUCUGUUUUUCUUUUCCAGAAUGAGGUGGUGAUGGAUCGAUUUUCGGGGA